Molecule: messenger RNA, 6101 nt
Organism: Porites evermanni
Lineage: Eukaryota; Metazoa; Cnidaria; Anthozoa; Scleractinia; Poritidae
Source: the annotation of a GenBank genome assembly
AUGAGUAGCAGAGAGUAUAAGAAAGCCGUAGGCAGAAACAAUGCUUUCGAAGGAAACUUACAGAAGAACUUGGAUGACAUCGAAGGCCAAAGGAAUCGUUUUAUCCGUUCGCAGAGGGAAAAGAAGUUGAAAUUCAUACAUAAAGUAUCGUCACUACCAAAGCUUCGUCUUCCGCUGCGUAAUGCGACCGAGGAAAACAUAGCUAAAAGUCCUGCAGCAGUUUCUCGACAUCUCUCUCUAGAUGAUUCGACUCUGAGCGAGCUUCAUGAAAAACGAUUAGCUGCAGAGAAAAGGUUUUCUAUACCAUGUUUGACAACAUCUUUUACAGUAACACCAGACAGCAGCGCUUUAAAGAGGCUUGGAAGCGGGCGAGAAGCCAAUAACCUUGGGACUGUUUCCUUAGAACCCCACGCCAUUUUGACCAAGUCACCGCAAACGCGAAGAAUCUUGUUAGAUCGACAGCUAUCGUUGCCAGAAUCAUUGAAUACAGCUGUCGAAUCAGGUCAUAGCCUUAGCGAUGGUAUGACUGGUGGUCAGAAUGUCCCGCGCAUUUCAGAAGUGGGUGCCCGGCGAAAUCUGAUGGUUUCUGCACCGUUUGUCUCUCUGGGAACACAGCUCCCUCACUCGCCUCUCUUGCAGAGAAAGCAGCGUUCCAUGUCUUUGGAUCCUACUGAUCUAGGACAGCAGCAGCAGAGUGUAUCGUUGCCUGGUUCGCCUUGUUUUCGUCGGCGCCGUGCUCAGACGUGGAACCCAGAAAAUCAACAGUGGAAAGAAGUGCGUGCAGAACUGGGGAGACUACGUUCAUUGGGUAUUAACAGUGAGGAAACCUCUAUAGCUGGACAAAAACGGAUUGAGUCUAGUUUUGGACAGUUAAAUUUAGUCGAGUCAAUUCAAGGACAGAAGGAUGUGUCCGGCGCAGAACUGUGUAUGAGCCAACCCGCGAGAUCCGAGGAUGCUGCAGUGAACGCCUUGAAGAAUGGAAUUUGCAAACCCAGUGGUAAAGUAAGUUGUUUAACAUUUGUAACGGAAUAUUAAGAACGCAUAUCCCCAAAACGGCGGCUUCUGGAUCCUGUCUAAAAAAUUCCUUGAAGAAUUCAGAUGAGCUCAAUUUGGAAGCCGAUUUCUUUCUGGUGUGCUUUUAAAUCCGGUUCGACUCCACAGUGAUGGGUCUUUGCAGCCUUCGCCAGUUCAAUGAGUGAUUUUGUUCCAAACGACAUACGUCCUCCCUGUAAUCCAUGUCAAGUCAGCAAAAAUUUGCAUACAUGCAUAACAGUUCAAAUGGGAUUGCUUUUUUAACAGUAGCUCUGCGUUAUAACAUGGUUUUUACUUGAAAUUUUUGGUUUAUAGUCCUAAACGUUUCUAAAAGUGGCGAGAUGUUGUUUGUUCUAUUGGACAGGUCCGCUGCUUAAAAUUCUACCACUUAAAUGCUUGGCUUCUUAAAAUAGUUUUACUUUUGUGGAGUACAGUACACCUUGCUGCCUGGUGCCACCUUACUUCUCAGAUAUGGCUGGGUGUCUCAUAACUCAGUAAUGAACGAUACUCUAUGCCCUUCCACAAACACCCAACGGCGGUUGUUUGGUUACUAAGCAGCACUAUAGUUUGGCAUGGAAUAAACUUUUACAAGCGUACCCUCCAGCCACCCCGCGCGCGCGCUGAGUGUAUACUUUUUACGUAUUGAAGAGGCUUCUUUGAAGCAUCAAUUGCAUGUUGAUCAUGAUUUGCAUUGAACACGGGUCUAAAUAAGUUUGUAAGUUUUUGAAUCUAAAGCGUUUACAGCUUCCGCUCUGAGGAUCAUGGUAAAAGGUCUCCAGAGCAGAUAGGUUUGCAAAGGGAUUUGCAUCGUGAAUGUCUUGUGGACUGCUGGAAACAUUUAAGUUUGUAACAGGGUGGUUACAAAAAAAAAAUCAUUUAUAUAUGUGAACUGCGGAGUGAAUAAUUAAAUGAAGGAUUGUCAUGGCAGUUACAUACUCAACUUUUGCAGUUGCAAAAAGAAAGCCUGAAAAAAAUUCAGACUUGUACGGGAUUCGCACCCUUAUUUCUGCGAUACCGGUGCUGCGCUUUACCAGUUAAGCUAACAAGCCAGCUGGGAGCAGGUUGUUGAUCGAAUUGGUUCGUUAUAAACCCGUUAAAGGAUGAUGAUGAAGUGAACUUAUGAGCACAAACCCAGUUCUAGCCGACAAUGAUUAUAAUGAUUAUUCGAAUAACUCCAAUCGUGUUGAAAAUUUUGCUUGGACACUACUUGAUAUCAAAAAUUCGAGCACGAGUUUAACCCUUAUACACUUCAAACAAAAUAUCAGGUACGUCAAAAGUCAGAAUCUCGAAAAAAAAACAAACUAGCACCGUGUGAAAGUUCUGACUAAGAGAAGAUUCAUUUGAAAUGAUACGUAUUCACCAGUAAGAAAUGUCCACAGACUCCAAACUUAGAGUGCAUUUUUCUCCAUAUUUUAUUUUAUGAUUUGAAAAACAAAAUUAAUUGAUUUUAGCGGGCUUUUUUAGAUUUGAAGCUUUUUCAUCCAGAAAAUUUUGCAGCAAUAAAGACAAAUUAGAGACAACACAUUUUUGUACAUUCAAUAGGAAAAGUUUACAUAAGAAAUUUAAGAACUUACUCUGAAUAAAGUGAAUAAUCAUUCAUAAAGAUAAUUCAUAUCUUCAAUCCAUUGUACACUCACUCAAAGGUUGUUUUGCCGAUUUUGACACUAUUGUUCUGGUAACAAAAGCAGACUUAAAACCUAAGUCUUAAUGACUUCUGAUCUAUGCUUAUAUACCUCAUAUAAACAAUUCGACUAGAGUUAUUUGCUGCAAUAAAUUAGCCACGAAGCAUAAAUGUGUGGAUCCAUGUAACCACGAGAGCCGGCAAAAGUUCAUCAUGGCUCACGGUUAUUCCUUUCAAGAGCUAGCUAAAAAAGACGCGAUAUACAUUGAUAAAGUAAAGAAAGCCUUGGAUAAAAAUUCAACCUACGAUAUUGAACUAAAGAAAUCGUUGUCGUGUCUACAGAAAGAGCGAAGGAGUUUUAUUAAUACCUUGAGCAAGGAGAAGCUCGAUUUCGUAAAAAGGAAAUGCAAACUGCCAUCUAUCCGCCUUGCUCAAUCUGGUCGUGAAAGAGAAAAUGCGCAGACAAAAAUUGCCGAGUUUUGUUGUGAUGUGUGGUCAAAGGACGCUUUAAAACGGCGUGCCGACUCCCCAGUAUCGGAAUUAAGAUGCAGCAGCUCGGCCUCCAGCAAAGAUAUGAACUCAUUUCUUCGUGAAAAGAGCGUUCUUUCCGAAAGUGGUUCUACAAUAAAAAGGAAUGGUUCCUUAGACCAACCACGGAUUGCCUGGCUCUCAAAAGACGCGGAAAACAAAGGCUCUGCCACCGAUCGAACUAACUCGCCGUCUUUAGAUUAUCCGCCUCAACGUUCAUCACCCUCACCUCAUUCACUAUAUUUUCGUUCGCUUGAACAAACAGAUCUAGAACGGUGUCGUUCGCUUCCCGGCUCACCUUGUGGCAGGCGACGGGCUAACACGUUGGACACUCCAAGAAACUUGUUUCAUGCUAAGAGUUUUGAUAACCUGAAGAAGCCUGUAGAGCGCUCACAGUCUACACCGUUACGAGAUCCAAGGCCUCGCGCCGAAUCGACACCUCCUGAUUUUGAGGUAAGUCUUUUUUGUGAGAAAGCUCUGACUCUUACCAGAGAACAAACAGAAGGACAGGACUGAAGUUUAUGCAUCAACUGGAAGGCUAAAGGCAACAUGAUUAGAUCAUGACGGGUUAAAAUUGUCUGAUCUUAGCAGACAUUCGUCACUGAGCGAAAACGCUGGUGUUAUCUUCUUGUCGUACAAUUCAGCGAGUAAUCAGGCGAGUACAAUGCGUUUAAAUGUCAAUUUACGUGCCCUGUUUAAAACCUUUGCCUGGAAUUGUGCGAUACGAAUUCCUAUCACCAAUCAAUUGUGUCAGUAAAAGAAUGAGGAGGGUGUGAAUGGGGUUUAGUGUUUAGUGUUAUUUGCCCCAAAGUUUUAGUGUUUGCUGUUAAAUUGGUCAAUUUUUUUAAUGUUUACUGUUUCUGAAGAAAAUACUGGUAAGUGUUUGGAGGGUUCUUCGGACAUCUUCGGCAGUGGUCGGACCUCUUCGUUAGUCUUCGGAAAUCUUCGACAAUCUUCGGUAGCCUUUGGAAAUCUGAAAUAAAUUGUUGUCAAAUGGCCGAAAACUCUUGAUAUACUAAACAAGAUAAUAUUGGUCUUUUUGGAGCCGUUUUUGCUUUUUUCUGGAACAAAUUAACAUUUUCGAACAAUUUUUUACUGUUGGUUAAAAUGCCUAAAAUUUAACUGUUUCAUGUUAUAAAGCCAAAAAAUGAGGGCAUCUCAGUUUUGGAAUAUUUAUUAGAGUAUUGUACAAAACGAUUGUUAUUACAUCAGCUUACAGCUUCCUUAAUUCGUUUAGUAAGAUGUUUCCUUUAAUUCAGUGCUAUCCAUCAGAAGAGCAUGUUUUUUAAUACUUGAAUUGAGGUUCAGUUAAUUUUCCACCUACCUCUCGAUUACCUCGCUCGGGGCAUUGCCCGUAAUACAAAUAAAAACAGCUAGUAAACCAUCAAAAGGGCUGUUAUUUAGCUUCAAUGGUGUCAAACCCGUAAGAAAACAUUUCUACAUAGUCUUCCACCCCCUUACAGUGUGGGGAAGGCUGGCAUUUUAGACUAUUUUCACGGAUAAAAAGUUGCCCAUUUGUUUGGUUACUGGCCGUUGUUUGAACUUUCUAAAAAAAAAUCAGAUCCUACCAAAGUUCUCCUUUAAAGAUUUUUAUAGCCAGCAUCAUGAGCUUUCUGGGCAGUCUCUUAACAUGACGUUAUUCGGUCUAACGUGAAAUUUGCGGAAGAUGCAUUUGCUGCGUAUUAAACAAAAGUUCCUUCGGCCUCAUUAAUUAUUUCGCGUGGCCUUUGCCGGCGUUUCGUCACCGAAAUUUAUCGACAGUGAAGGCCUGGAAAAGCGUUGUAUAGGGAAAGAGCAUUCAGCGAAACAGUGGCUCAACCAGCUUUGAUUUUCUCUAUCUCCUAAGCUGUUCUAGUGUGGCGCGCGCCUAGAGCAGGGGGUAUGGAGACUAGGUCUGGCUGUCUUCUGAUGGUGGCUCUGCGUUAAACCUUUAAGUUGCCACAAACAAUCAAAAACAACAUUUCCGCUACGAAGCCCCCGGAUUUAUAUGAGGAGCAAUACAAUUAUGAUGACUAAAUGUUUGAUAAAUACUGAUUUAUUUCUUAACUUGGCCACUUAUUAAUUAUUAUUUGUUGCAUUCAAGGAGGUAAACAAUUCGUUGACGUCACCGCGAGCCCCUCUGUCACCUCGGAUAAGACGGUUGCGGCUGGCAUCUUUUCAUGGUACAGGAGCUGGCCAGUCAGAAGGUUCUCAAGAUGUUUCACUCGAGCCCCGCUUACCAAGGCUUCAAGACUCACGGGGAUCUCUACCGGGAUCAUCGAGAGAAGGACAAGAAAGGCAGAAACGUCGAAUUUACGGCAUGGCCCCAGAAAAAUUUGCCAUCGAGUUAUCUCCUCGGAAGGAAGCACUAAGCCAUCCAAAUAUUUCACCCAAACUUGUGGACAGGCAGCAUCAUCCUGCCGGUGUCGUGGGAAAGGAGUGUUUCAACGGACGAUCUACAAAAACUGAUUUUGCUAAAGAAGAAGGAGAAUUUGGAGAAACCCCAGUAGUGCAAGGUGACGGUCAAUUUGGGUGGUAUACCAAUGAUGAUAAUCAGGAGGCGAGUGGCAGUGACGAAGGCGAAAACGAAGAAAACCCGUUCACUUUCCAAUUUAAUGAAAAGAAGAUUCACUCUAUGGAAGAGAUUCAAUACACCCGCUACCUACGUAUGAAAUCUCCGAAUCACUGGCUGCCAAAGAUGGGAAAAGUUCCGCUAAAUUUGCUUUCGUCGGCCAUCAUUGUCGGGCACACAAGGUUACCUUACGAAACUGUGUCUUCUAACCAAGGCGAAGAAGAAGAUGAAGGUGAAGAUGAACAGAAUAACGUUGAAGAGAAAGGCAGUUCCAAGACUGGAGAUGAUGUUAAGGAGUCACAGAAAGUGAAAACAGAAAACGAGGAGUUUGAAGACAACAAAAUUGACCUCGAUUACUCAAAAAAUUAG